This is a messenger RNA of Schistocerca nitens (vagrant locust), 19398 nucleotides long. RefSeq lists its product as uncharacterized. Bases 1 to 19398 code for a protein of 6465 amino acids. NCBI's taxonomy places the organism in Eukaryota, Metazoa, Arthropoda, Insecta, Orthoptera, Acrididae. The transcript is spliced from 7 exons. The record is from RefSeq and is a predicted model, not a curated record.
AUGCUGUUGCAGUGGAGUCUCAUCAGAAAAUCAGAAACAGCUGCGCAGAAGCGGCUGCGCAGGAACAGCUGCGCAGAAGCGGCUGCGCAGAAGCGGCUGCGCAGAAGCGGCUGCGCAGAAGCGGCUGCGCAGAAGCGGCUGCGCAGAAGCGGCUGCGCAGAAGCGGCUGCGCAGAAGCGGCUGCGCAGAAGCGGCUGCGCAGAAGCGGCUGCGCAGAAGCGGCUGCGCAGAAGCGGCUGCGCAGAAGCGGCUGCGCAGAAGCGGCUGCGGAGAAGCGGCUGCGCAGAAACGGCUGCGCAGAAACGGCUGCGCAGAAACGGCUGCGCAGAAGCGGCUGCGCAGAAGCGGCUGCGCAGAAGCGGCUGCGCAGAAGCGGCUGCGCACAAGCGGCUGCGCAGAAGCGGCUGCGCAGAAGCGGCUGCGCAGAAGCGGCUGCGCAGAAGCGGCUGCGCAGAAGCGGCUGCGCAGAAGCGGCUGCGCAGAAGCGGCUGCGCAGAAGCGGCUGCGCAGAAGCGGCUGCGCAGAAACGGCUGCGCAGAAACGGCUGCGCAGGAACAGCUGCGCAGGAACAGCUGCGCAGGAACAGCUGCGCAGAAACAGCUGCGCAGGAACAGCUGCGCAGGAACAGCUGCGCAGGAACAGCUGCGCAGGAACAGUUGCGCAGGAACAGCUGCGCAGGAACAGCUGCGCAGGAACAGCUGCGCAGGAACAGCUGCGCAGGAACAGCUGCGCAGGUACAGCUGCGCAGGAACAGCUGCGCAGAAACAGCUGCGCAGGAACAGCUGCGCAGGAACAGCUGCGCAGGAACAGCUGCGCAGGUACAGCUGCGCAGGAGCAGCUGCGCAGGAACAGCUGCGCAGGAACAGCUGCGCAGGAACAGCUGCGCAGGAACAGCUGCGCAGAAACAGCUGCGCAGGAACAGCUGCGCAGAAACAGCUGCGCAGGAACAGCUGCGCAGGAACAGCUGCGCAGAAACAGCUGCGCAGAAACAGCUGCGCAGGAACAGCUGCGCAGGAACAGCUGCGCAGGAACAGCUGCGCAGAAACUGCUGUGCAGAAACUGCUGCGCAGAAACUGCUGCGCAGAAACAGCUGCGCAGGAACAGCUGCGCAGGAACAGCUGCGCAGGAACAGCUGCGCAGGAACAGCUGCGCAGGAACAGCUGCGCAGGAACAGCUGCGCAGGAACAGCUGCGCAGAAACAGCUGCGCAGGAACAGCUGCGCAGAAACAGCUGCGCAGGAACAGCUGCGCAGAAACAACUGCGCAGAAACAACUGCGCAGAAACAGCUGCGCAGGAACAGCUGCGCAGAAACAGCUGCGCAGAAACAGCUGCGCAGAAACAGCUUCGCAGAAACAGCUGCGCAGAAACAGCUGCGCAGAAACAGCUGCGCAGAAACAGCUGCGCAGAAACAGCUGCGCAGAAACAGCUGCGCAGGAGCAGCUGCGCAGGAACAGCUGCGCAGGAACAGCUGCACAGGAACAGCUGCGCAGGAACAGCUGCACAGGAACAGGUGCGCAGGAACAGGUGCGCAGGAACAGGUGCGGAGGAACAGGUGCGCAGGAACAGCUGCGCAGGAACAGGUGCGCAGGAGCAGGUGCGCAGGAACAGCUGCGCAGGAACAGCUGCGCAGGAACAGCUGCGCAGGAACAGCUGCGCAGGAACAGCUGCGCAGGAACAGCUGCGCAGGAACAGGUGCGCAGGAACAGGUGCGCAGGAACAGCUGCGCAGGAACAGCUGCGCAGAAACAGCUGCGCAGAAACAGCUGCGCAGAAACAGCUGCGCAGAAACAGCUGCGCAGAAACAGCUGCGCAGAAACAGCUGCGCAGAGACAGCUGCGCAGAGACAGCUGCGCAGAUACAGCUGCGCAGAAACAGCUGCGCAGAAACAGCUGCGCAGAAACAGCUGCGCAGAAACAGUUGCGCAGAAACAGCUGCGCAGAAACAGCUGCGCAGAAACAGCUGCGCAGAAACAGCUGCGCAGAAACAGAUGCGAAGAAACAGCUGCGCAGAAACAGCUGCGCAGAAACAGCUGCGCAGAAACAGCGGCGCAGAAACAGCGGCGCAGAAACAGCUGCGCAGGAACAGCUGCGCAGAAACAGCUGCGCAGAAACAGCUGCGCAGGAACAGCUGCGCAGGAACAGCUGCGCAGAAACAGCUGCGCAGAAACAGCUGCGCAGAAACAGCUGCGCAGGAACAGCUGCGCAGGAACAGCUGCGCAGAAACAGCUGCGCAGAAACAGCUGCGCAGAAACAGCUGCGCAGAAACAGCUGCGCAGGAACAGCUACGCAGAAACAGCUGCGCAGAAACAGCUGCGCAGAAACAGCUGCGCAGAAACAGCUGCGCAGAAACAGCUGCGCAGAAACAGCUGCGCAGAGACAGCUGCGCAGAAACAGCUGCGCAGAGACAGCUGCGCAGAAACAGCUGCGCAGAAACAGCUGCGCAGAAACAGCUGCGCAGAAACAGCUGCGCAGAAACAGCUGCGCAGAAACAGCUGCGCAGAAACAGCUGCGCAGAAACAGCUGCGCAGAAACAGCUGCGCAGAAACAGCGGCGCAGAAACAGCGGCGCAGAAACAGCGGAUCUCUAGACCACGCGCGCGUACGGAGUUCGUCACCCAUGCUGUUGCAGUGAAGUCUCAUCAGAAAAUCAGAAACAGCUGCGCGGAGACGGCUGCGCAGAAGCGGCUGCGCGGAAGCGGCUGCGCGGAAACGGCUGCGCGGAAACGGCUGCGCGGAAACGGCUGCGCGAGAACAGCUGCGCGAGAACAGGUGCGCGGGAACAGGUGCGCGGGAACAGCUGCGCAGGAACAGCUGCGCAGGAACAGCUGCGCAGGAACAGCUGCGCAGGAACAGGUGCGCAGGAACAGGUGCGCAAAAACAGGUGCGCAAAAACAGGUGCGCAGGAACAGGUGCGCAGGAACAGCUGCGCAGGAACAGCUGCGCAGGAACAGCUGCGCAGGAACAGCUGCGCAGAAACAGCUGCGCAGGAACAGCUGCGCAGAAACAGCUGCGCAGAAACAGCUUCGCAGAAACAGCUGCGCAGAAACAGCAGCGCAGGAACGGCUGCGCAGAAACGGCUGCGCAGAAACGGCUGCGCAGAAACGGCUGCGCAGAAACGGCUGCGCAGAAACGGCUGCGCAGAAACGGCUGCGCAGAAACGGCUGCGCAGAAACGGCUCCGCAGAAACGGCUGCGCAGAAACGGCUGCGCAGAAACGGCUGCGCAGAAACGGCUGCGCAGAAACGGCUGCGCAGAAACGGCUGCGCAGAAACAGCUGCGCAGAAACAGCUGCGCAGAAACAGCUGCGCAGAAACAGCUGCGCAGAAGCAGCUGCGCAGAAGCAGCUGCGCAGAAGCAGCUGCGCAGAAGCAGCUGCGCAGAAGCAGCUGCGCAGAAGCAGCUGCGCAGAAACAGCUGCGCAGAAACAGCUGCGCAGAAACAGCUGCGCAGGAACAGCUGCGCAGGAACAGCUGCGCAGGAACAGCUGCGCAGGAACAGCUGCGCAGGAACAGCUGCGCAGGAACAGCUGAACAGGAACAGCUGCGCAGGAACAGCUGCGCAGGAACAGCUGCGCAGAAACAGCUGCGCAGGAACAGCUGCGCAGGAACAGCUGCGCAGGAACAGCUGCGCAGGAACAGCUGCGCAGAAACAGCUGCGCAGAAACAGCUUCGCAGAAACAGCUGCGCAGAAACAGCUGCGCAGGAACAGCUGCGCAGGAACAGCUGCGCAGGAACAGCUGCGCAGGAACAGCUGCGCAGGAACAGCUGCGCAGGUACAGCUGCGCAGGAACAGCUGCGCAGGAACAGCUGCGCAGGAACAGCUGCGCAGGUACAGCUGCGCAGGAACAGUUGCGCAGGAGCAGCUGCGCAGGAACAGCUGCGCAGGAACAGCUGCGCAGAAACAGCUGCGCAGGAACAGCUGCGCAGAAACAGCUGCGCAGAAACAGCUGCGCAGGAACAGCUGCGCAGGAACAGCUGCGCAGGAACAGCUGCGCAGGAACAGCUGCGCAGGAACAGCUGCGCAGAAACAGCUGCGCAGAAACAGCUGCGCAGGAACAGCUGCGCAGGAACAGCUGCGCAGGAACAGCUGCGCAGGAACAGCUGCGCAGAAACUGCUGCGCAGAAACUGCUGCGCAGAAACUGCUGCGCAGAAACAGCUGCGCAAUAACAGCUGCGCAGGAACAGCUGCGCAGGAACAGCUGCGCAGGAACAGCUGCGCAGGAACAGCUGCGCAGGAACAGCUGCGCAGGAACAGCUGCGCAGGAACAGCUGCGCAGAAACAGCUGCGCAGGAACAGCUGCGCAGAAACAGCUGCGCAGGAACAGCUGCACAGAAACAACUGCACAGAAACAACUGCGCAGAAACAGCUGCGCAGGAACAGCUGCGCAGAAACAGCUGCGCAGAAACAGCUGCGCAGAAACAGCUUCGCAGAAACAGCUGCGCAGAAACAGCUGCGCAGAAACAGCUGCGCAGGAACAGCUGCGCAGGAACAGCUGCGCAGAAACAGCUGCGCAGAAACAGCUGCGCAGGAACAGCUGCGCAGAAACAGCUGCACAGAAACAGCUGCGCAGGAACAGCUGCGCAGAAACAGCUGCGCAGAAACAGCUGCGCAGAAACAGCUGCGCAGAAACAGCUGCGCAGAAACAGCUGCGCAGAAACAGCUGCGCAGGAACAGCUGCGCAGGAACAGCUGCGCAGAAACAGCUGCGCAGGAGCAGCUGCGCAGGAACAGCUGCGCAGGAACAGCUGCGCAGGAACAGCUGCGCAGGAACAGCUGCGCAGGAACAGGUGCGCAGGAACAGGUGCGCAGGAACAGGUGCGGAGGAACAGGUGCGCAGGAACAGCUGCGCAGGAACAGGUGCGCAGGAGCAGGUGCGCAGGAACAGCUGCGCAGGAACAGCUGCGCAGGAACAGCUGCGCAGGAACAGGUGCGCAGGAACAGGUGCGCAGGAACAGGUGCGCAGGAACAGCUGCGCAGAAACAGCUGCGCAGAAACAGCUGCGCAGAAACAGCUGCGCAGAAACAGCUGCGCAGAAACAGCUGCGCAGAAACAGCUGCGCAGAAACAGCUGCGCAGAAACAGCUGCGCAGAAACAGCUCCGCAGAGACAGCUGCGCAGAGACAGCUGCGCAGAGACAGCUGCGCAGAGACAUCUGCGCAGUUACAGCUGCGCAGAAACAGCUGCGCAGAAACAGCUGCGCAGAAACAGCUGCGCAGAAACAGCUGCGCAGAAACAGCUGCGCAGAAACAGCUGCGCAGAAACAGCUGCGCAGAAACAGCUGCGCAGAAACAGCUGCGCAGAAACAGCUGCGCAGAAACAGAUGCGAAGAAACAGCUGCGCAGAAACAGCUGCGCAGAAACAGCGGUGCAGAAACAGCGGCGCAGAAACAGCUGCGCAGGAACAGCUGCGCAGGAACAGCUGCGCAGAAACAGCUGCGCAGAAACAGCUGCGCAGGAACAGCUGCGCAGAAACAGCUGCGCAGAAACAGCUGCGCAGAAACAGCUGCGCAGGAACAGCUGCGCAGGAACAGCUGCGCAGAAACAGCUGCGCAGAAACAGCUGCGCAGAAACAGCUGCGCAGAAACAGCUUCGCAGAAACAGCUGCGCAGGAACAGCUACGCAGAAACAGCUGCGCAGAAACAGCUGCGCAGAAACAGCUGCGCAGAAACAGCUGCGCAGAAACAGCUGCGCAGAAACAGCUGCGAAGAAACAGCUGCGCAGAGACAGCUGCGCAGAGACAGCUGCGCAGAAACAGCUGCGAAGAAACAGCUGCGCAGAAACAGCUGCGCAGAAACAGCUGCGCAGAAACAGCUGCGCAGAAACAGCUGCGCAGAAACAGCUGCGCAGAAACAGCUGCGCAGAAACAGCUGCGCAGAAACAGCGGCGCAGAAACAGCGGCGCAGAAACACUCUAUAGCCUCCGGUUACAGGAGCGUACCUCCAUGUUCAAUGUUUUUUGGGCAGUUGAACAUCUGCGCGGAGACGGCUGCGCAGAAGCGGCUGCGCGGAAGCGGCUGCGCGGAAACGGCUGCGCGGAAACGGCUGCGCGGAAACGGCUGCGCGAGAACAGCUGCGCGAGAACAGGUGCGCGGGAACAGCUGCGCGGGAACAGCUGCGCAGGAACAGCUGCGCAGGAACAGCUGCGCAGGAACAGGUGCGCAAAAACAGGUGCGCAGGAACAGCUGCGCAGGAACAGCUGCGCAGGAACAGCUGCGCAGGAACAGCUGCGCAGGAACAGCUGCGCAGAAACAGCUGCGCAGAAGCAGCUGCGCAGAAGCAGCUGCGCAGAAACAGCUGCGCAGAAACAGCUGCGCAGAUACAGCUGCGCAGAUACAGCUGCGCUGAAACAGCUGCGCAGAAACAGCUGCGCAGGAACAGCUGCGCAGAAACAGCUGCGCAGGAACAGCUGCGCAGGAACAGCUGCGCAGGAACAGCUGCGCAGGAACAGCUGCGCAGGAACAGCUGCGCAGGAACAGCUGCGCAGAAACAGCUGCGCAGGAACAGCUGCACAGGAACAGCUGCGCAGGAACAGCUGCGCAGGAACAGCUGCGCAGGAACAGCUGCGCAGGAACAGCUGCGCAGAAACAGCUGCGCAGAAACAGCUGCGCAGAAACAGCUGCGCAGAAACAGCUGCGCAGAAACAGCUGCGCAGGAACAGCUGCGCAGGAACAGCUGCGCAGGAACAGCUGCGCAGGAACAGCUGCGCAGGAACAGCUGCGCAGGUACAGCUGCGCAGGAACAGCUGCGCAGGAACAGCUGCGCAGGAACAGCUGCGCAGGAACAGCUGCGCAGGAACAGUUGCGCAGGAGCAGCUGCGCAGGAACAGCUGCGCAGGAACAGCUGCGCAGAAACAGCUGCGCAGGAACAGCUGCGCAGAAACAGCUGCGCAGAAACAGCUGCGCAGGAACAGCUGCGCAGGAACAGCUGCGCAGGAACAGCUGCGCAGGAACAGCUGCGCAGAAACAGCUGCGCAGAAACAGCUGCGCAGAAACAGCUGCGCAGGAACAGCUGCGCAGGAACAGCUGCGCAGGAACAGCUGCGCAGGAACAGCUGCGCAGAAACUGCUGCGCAGAAACUGCUGCGCAGAAACAGCUGCGCAGAAACAGCUGCGCAGGAACAGCUGCACAGAAACAGCUGCGCAGAAACAGCUGCGCAGAAACAGCUUCGCAGAAACAGCUGCGCAGAAACAGCUGCGCAGAAACAGCUGCGCAGGAACAGCUGCGCAGAAACAGCUGCGCAGAAACAGCUGCGCAGGAACAGCUGCGCAGGAACAGCUGCGCAGAAACAGCUGCGCAGGAACAGCUGCGCAGAAACAGCUGCGCAGGAACAGCUGCGCAGGAACAGCUGCGCAGGAACAGCUGCGCAGGAACAGCUGCGCAGAAACAGCUGCGCAGAAACAGCUGCGCAGAAACAGCUGCGCAGAAACAGCUGCGCAGGAACAGCUGCGCAGGAACAGCUGCGCAGGAACAGCUGCGCAGGAACAGCUGCGCAGGAACAGCUGCGCAGGAACAGCUGCGCAGGAACAGCUGCGCAGGUACAGCUGCGCAGGAACAGCUGCGCAGGAACAGCUGCGCAGGAACAGCUGCGCAGGAACAGCUGCGCAGGUACAGCUGCGCAGGAACAGUUGCGCAGGAGCAGCUGCGCAGGAACAGCUGCGCAGGAACAGCUGCGCAGAAACAGCUGCGCAGGAACAGCUGCGCAGAAACAGCUGCGCAGAAACAGCUGCGCAGGAACAGCUGCGCAGGAACAGCUGCGCAGGAGCAGCUGUGCAGGAACAGCUGCGCAGGAACAGCUGCGCAGAAACAGCUGCGCAGAAACAGCUGCGCAGAAACAGCUGCGCAGAAACAGCUGCGCGGGAACAGCUGCGCAGGAACAGCUGCGCAGGAACAGCUGCGCAGGAACAGCUGCGCAGGAACAGCUGCGCAGAAACUGCUGCGCAGAAACUGCUGCGCAGAAACAGCUGCGCAGAAACAGCUGCGCAGGAACAGCUGCGCAGGAACAGCUGCGCAGGAACAGCUGCGCAGGAACAGCUGCGCAGGAACAGCUGCGCAGGAACAGCUGCGCAGGAACAGCUGCGCUGGAACAGCUGCGCAGAAACAGCUGCGCAGAAACAGCUGCGCAGAAACAGCUGCGCAGAAACAGCUGCGCAGAAACAGCUGCGCAGGAACAGCUGCGCAGGAACAGCUGCGCAGGAACAGCUGCGCAGGAACAGCUGCGCAGGAACAGCUGCGCAGGAACAGCUGCGCAGGAACAGCUGCGCAGGAACAGCUGCGCAGGAACAGCUGCGCAGGAACAGUUGCGCAGGAGCAGCUGCGCAGGAACAGCUGCGCAGGAACAGCUGCGCAGAAACAGCUGCGCAGGAACAGCUGCGCAGAAACAGCUGCGCAGAAACAGCUGCGCAGGAACAGCUGCGCAGGAACAGCUGCGCAGGAACAGCUGCGCAGGAACAGCUGCGCAGAAACAGCUGCGCAGAAACAGCUGCGCAGAAACAGCUGCGCAGGAACAGCUGCGCAGGAACAGCUGCGCAGGAACAGCUGCGCAGGAACAGCUGCGCAGGAACAGCUGCGCAGGAACAGCUGCGCAGAAACAGCUGCGCAGAAACAGCUGCGCAGAAACAGCUGCGCAGGAACAGCUGCGCAGGAACAGCUGCGCAGGAACAGCUGCGCAGGAACAGCUGCGCAGGAACAGCUGCGCAGGAACAGCUGCGCAGGUACAGCUGCGCAGGAACAGUUGCGCAGGAGCAGCUGCGCAGGAACAGCUGCGCAGGAACAGCUGCGCAGAAACAGCUGCGCAGGAACAGCUGCGCAGAAACAGCUGCGCAGAAACAGCUGCGCAGGAACAGCUGCGCAGGAACAGCUGCGCAGGAGCAGCUGUGCAGGAACAGCUGCGCAGGAACAGCUGCGCAGAAACAGCUGCGCAGAAACAGCUGCGCAGAAACAGCUGCGCAGAAACAGCUGCGCGGGAACAGCUGCGCAGGAACAGCUGCGCAGGAACAGCUGCGCAGGAACAGCUGCGCAGGAACAGCUGCGCAGAAACUGCUGCGCAGAAACUGCUGCGCAGAAACAGCUGCGCAGAAACAGCUGCGCAGGAACAGCUGCGCAGGAACAGCUGCGCAGGAACAGCUGCGCAGGAACAGCUGCGCAGGAACAGCUGCGCAGGAACAGCUGCGCAGGAACAGCUGCGCUGGAACAGCUGCGCAGAAACAGCUGCGCAGGAACAGCUGCGCAGAAACAGCUGCGCAGGAACAGCUGCGCAGAAACAACUGCGCAGAAACAACUGCGCAGAAACAGCUGCGCAGAAACAGCUGCGCAGAAACAGCUGCGCAGAAACAGCUUCGCAGAAACAGCUGCGCAGAAACAGCUGCGCAGAAACAGCUGCGCAGGAACAGCUGCGCAGAAACAGCUGCGCAGAAACAGCUGCGCAGAAACAGCUGCGCAGAAACAGCUGCGCAGAAACAGCUGCGCAGAAACAGCUGCGCAGAAACAGUUGCGCAGGAACAGCUGCGCAGAAACAGCUGCGCAGGAGCAGCUGCGCAUGAACAGCUGCGCAGGAACAGCUGCGCAGGAACAGCUGCGCAGGAACAGCUGCGCAGGAACAGGUGCGCAGGAACAGGUGCGCAGGAACAGGUGCGGAGGAACAGGUGCGCAGGAACAGCUGCGCAGGAACAGGUGCGCAGGAGCAGGUGCGCAGGAACAGCUGUGCAGGAACAGCUGCGCAGGAACAGCUGCGCAGGAACAGGUGCGCAGGAACAGGUGCGCAGGAACAGGUGCGCAGGAACAGGUGCGCAGAAACAGCUGCGCAGAAACAGCUGCGCAGAAACAGCUGCGCAGAAACAGCUGCGCAGAAACAGCUGCGCAGAAACAGCUGCGCAGAAACAGCUGCGCAGAAACAGCUGCGCAGAAACAGCUGCGCAGAAACAGCUCCGCAGAAACAGCUGCGCAGAGACAGCUGCGCAGAGACAGCUGCGCAGAGACAUCUGCGCAGUUACAGCUGCGCAGAAACAGCUGCGCAGAAACAGCUGCGUAGAAACAGCUGCGCAGAAACAGCUGCGCAGAAACAGCUGCGCAGGAACAGCUGCGCAGAAACAGCUGCGCAGAAACAGCUGCGCAGAAACAGCUGCGCAGGAACAGCUGCGCAGGAACAGCUGCGCAGAAACAGCUGCGCAGAAACAGCUGCGCAGAAACAGCUGCGCAGAAACAGCUGCGCAGAAACAGCUGCGCAGGAACAGCUACGCAGAAACAGCUGCGCAGAAACAGCUGCGCAGAAACAGCUGCGCAGAAACAGCUGCGCAGAAACAGCUGCGCAGAAACAGCUGCGCAGAAACAGCUGCGCAGAAACAGCUGCGCAGAAACAGCUGCGCAGAGACAGCUGCGCAGAAACAGCUGCGAAGAAACAGGUUCGCAGAAACAGCUGCGCAGAAACAGCUGCGCAGAAAAAGCUGCGCAGAAACAGCUGCGCAGAAACAGCUGCGCAGAAACAGCUGCGCAGAAACAGCUGCGCAGAAACAGCUGCGCAGAAACAGCUGCGCAGAAACAGCGGCGCAGAAACAGCGGAUCUCUAGACCACGCGCGCGUACGGAGUUCGUCACCCAUGCUGUUGCAGUGAAGUCUCAUCAGAAAAUCAGAAACAGCUGCGCGGAGACGGCUGCGCAGAAGCGGCUGCGCGGAAGCGGCUAUGCGGAAACGGCUGCGCGGAAACGGCUGCGCGGAAACGGCUGCGCGGAAACGGCUGCGCGAGAACAGCUGCGCGAGAAUAGGUGCGCGGGAACAGCUGCGCAGGAACAGCUGCGCAGGAACAGCUGCGCAGGAACAGCUGCGCAAAAACAGGUGCGCAGGAACAGCUGCGCAGGAACAGCUGCGCAGGAACAGCUGCGCAGAAACAGCUGCGCAGGAACAGCUGCGCAGAAACAGCUGCGCAGAAACAGCUGCGCAGAAACAGCUUCGCAGAAACAGCUGCGCAGGAACAGCUGCGCAGAAACAGCUGCGCAGAAACAGCUGCGCAGGAACAGCUGCGCAGAAAAAGCUGCGCAGAAACAGCUGCGCAGAAACAGCUGCGCAGGAACAGCUGCGCAGAAACAGCUGCGCAGAAACAGCUGCGCAGGAACAGCUGCGCAGAAGCAGCUGCGCAGAAGCAGCUGCGCAGAAGCAGCUGCGCAGAAGCAGCUGCGCAGAAACAGCUGCGCAGAAACAGCUGCGCAGAUACAGCUGCGCAGAUACAGCUGCGCUGAAACAGCUGCGCAGAAACAGCUGCGCAGAAACAGCUGCGCAGAAACAUCUGCGCAGGAACAGCUGCGCAGGAACAGCUGCGCAGGAACAGCUGCGCAGGAACAGCUGCGCAGGAACAGCUGCGCAGAAACAGCUGCGCAGAAACAGCUGCGCAGGAACAGCUGCGCAGGAACAGCUGCGCAGGAACAGCUGCGCAGGAACAGCUGCGCAGGAACAGCUGCGCAGGAACAGCUGCGCAGGAACAGCUGCGCAGGUACAGCUGCGCAGGAACAGCUGCGCAGGAACAGCUGCGCAGGAACAGCUGCGCAGGAACAGCUGCGCAGGAACAGCUGCGCAGGUACAGCUGCGCAGGAACAGUUGCGCAGGAACAGCUGCGCAGGAACAGCUGCGCAGAAACAGCUGCGCAGGAACAGCUGCGCAGAAACAGCUGCGCAGAAACAGCUGCGCAGGAACAGCUGCGCAGGAACAGCUGCGCAGGAACAGCUGCGCAGGAACAGCUGCGCAGGAACAGCUGCGCAGGAACAGCUGCGCAGGAACAGCUGCGCAGAAACAGCUGCGCAGAAACAGCUGCGCAGGAACAGCUGCGCAGAAACAGCUGCGCAGAAACAGCUGCGCAGAAACAGCUGCGCAGGAACAGCUGCGCAGGAACAGCUGCGCAGGAACAGCUGCGCAGGAACAGCUGCGCAGAAACUGCUGCGCAGAAACUGCUGCGCAGAAACAGCUGCGCAGAAACAGCUGCGAAGGAACAGCUGCGCAGAAACAGCUGCGCAGAAACAGCUGCGCAGAAACAGCUGCGCAGAAACAGCUGCGCAGAAACAGCUGCGCAGAAACAGCUGCGCAGGAACAGCUGCGCUGAAACAGCUGCGCAGAAACAGCUGCGCAGAAACAGCUGCGCAGGAACAGCUGCGCAGGAACAGCUGCGCAGGAACAGCUGCGCAGGAACAGCUGCGCAGGAACAGCUGCGCAGAAACAGCUGCGCAGGAACAGCUGCGCAGGAACAGCUGCGCAGGAACAGCUGCGCAGGAACAGCUGCGCAGAAACUGCUGCGCAGAAACUGCUGCGCAGAAACUGCUGCGCAGAAACAGCUGCGCAGAAACAGCUGCGCAGGAACAGCUGCGCAGGAACAGCUGCGCAGGAACAGCUGCGCAGGAACAGCUGCGCAGGAACAGCUGCGCAGGAACAGCUGCGCAGGAACAGCUGCGCAGAAACAGCUGCGCAGGAACAGCUGCGCAGAAACAGCUGCGCAGGAACAGCUGCGCAGAAACAACUGCGCAGAAACAACUGCGCAGAAACAGCUGCGCAGAAACAGCUGCGCAGAAACAGCUUCGCAGAAACAGCUGCGCAGAAACAGCGGCGCAGAAACAGCUGCGCAGGAACAGCUGCGCAGGAACAGCUGCGCAGAAACAGCUGCGCAGAAACAGCUGCGCAGGAACAGCUGCGCAGAAACAGCUGCGCAAAAACAGCUGCGCAGGAACAGCUGCGCAGAAACAGCUGCGCAGAAACAGCUGCGCAGAAACAGCUGCGCAGAAACAGCUGCGCAGAAACAGCUGCGCAGGAACAGCUGCGCAGAAACAGCUGCGCAGGAGCAGCUGCGCAGGAACAGCUGCGCAGGAACAGCUGCGCAGGAACAGCUGCGCAGGAACAGCUGCGCAGGAACAGCUGCGCAGGAACAGCUGCGCAGGAACAGGUGCGCAGGAACAGGUGCGGAGGAACAGGUGCGCAGGAACAGCUGCGCAGGAACAGGUGCGCAGGAGCAGGUGCGCAGGAACAGCUGCGCAGGAACAGCUGCGCAGGAACAGCUGCGCAGGAACAGGUGCGCAGGAACAGGUGCGCAGGAACAGGUGCGCAGGAACAGCUGCGCAGAAACAGCUACGCAGAAACAGCUGCGCAGAAACAGCUGCGCAGAAACAGCUGCGCAGAAACAGCUGCGCAGAAACAGCUGCGCAGAAACAGCUGCGCAGAAACAGCUGCGCAGAAACAGCUCCGCAGAAACAGCUGCGCAGAGACAGCUGCGCAGAGACAGCUGCGCAGAGACAUCUGCGCAGUUACAGCUGCGCAGAAACAGCUGCGCAGAAACAGCUGCGCAGAAACAGCUGCGCAGAAACAGCUGCGCAGAAACAGCUGCGCAGAAACAGCUGCGCAGAAACAGCUGCGCAGAAACAGCUGCGCAGGAACAGAUGCGAAGAAACAGCUGCGCAGAAACAGCUGCGCAGAAACAGCUGCGCAGAAACAGCGGCGCAGAAACAGCGGCGCAGAAACAGCUGCGCAGGAACAGCUGCGCAGGAACAGCUGCGCAGAAACAGCUGCGCAGAAACAGCUGUGCAGGAACAGCUGCGCAGAAACAGCUGCGCAGAAACAGCUGCGCAGAAACAGCUACGCAGGAACAGCUGCGCAGGAACAGCUGCGCAGGAACAGCUGCGCAGAAACAGCUGCGCAGAAACAGCUGCGCAGAAACAGCUGCGCAGAAACAGCUUCGCAGAAACAGCUGCGCAGGAACAGCUACGCAGAAACAGCUGCGCAGAAACAGCUGCGCAGAAACAGCUGCGCAGAAACAGCUGCGCAGAAACAGCUGCGCAGAAACAGCUGCGCAGAAACAGCUGCGCAGAGACAGCUGCGCAGAGACAGCUGCGCAGAAACAGCUGCGAAGAAACAGCUGCGCAGAAACAGCUGCGCAGAAACAGCUGCGCAGAAAAAGCUGCGCAGAAACAGCUGCGCAGAAACAGCUGCGCAGAAACAGCUGCGCAGAAACAGCUGCGCAGAAACAGCUGCGCAGAAACAGCUGCGCAGAAACAGCGGCGCAGAAACAGCGGCGCAGAAACACUCUAUAGCCUCCGGUUACAGGAGCGUACCUCCAUGUUCAAUGUUUUUUGGGCAGUUGAACAUCUGCGCGGAGACGGCUGCGCAGAAGCGGCUGCGCGGAAGCGGCUGCGCGGAAACGGCUGCGCGGAAACGGCUGCGCGGAAACGGCUGCGCGAGAACAGCUGCGCGAGAACAGGUGCGCGGGAACAGCUGCGCGGGAACAGCUGCGCAGGAACAGCUGCGCAGGAACAGCUGCGCAGGAACAGCUGCGCAGGAACAGGUGCGCAAAAACAGGUGCGCAGGAACAGGUGCGCAGGAACAGCUGCGCAGGAACAGCUGCGCAGGAACAGCUGCGCAGGAACAGCUGCGCAGGAACAGCUGCGCAGAAACAGCUGCGCAGGAACAGCUGCGCAGGAACAGCUGCGCAGAAACAGCUGCGCAGAAACAGCUGCGCAGAAACAGCUGCGCAGAAACAGCUUCGCAGAAACAGCUGCGCUGGAACAGCUGCGCAGAAACGGCUGCGCAGAAACGGCUGCGCAGAAACGGCUGCGCAGAAACGGCUGCGCAGAAACGGCUGCGCAGAAACGGCUGCGCAGAAACGGCUGCGCAGAAAAGGCUGCGCAGAAACGGCUGCGCAGAAACGGCUGCGCAGAAACGGCUGCGCAGAAGCGGCUGCGCAGAAACGGCUGCGCAGAAGCGGCUGCGCAGAAGCAGCUGCGCAGAAGCAGCUGCGCAGAAGCAGCUGCGCAGAAGCAGCUGCGCAGAAGCAGCUGCGCAGAAGCAGCUGCGCAGAAGCAGCUGCGCAGAAGCAGCUGCGCAGAAACAGCUGCGCGGAUACAGCUGCGCAGAUACAGCUGCGCAGAAACAGCUGCGCAGAAACAGCUGCGCAGAAACAGCUGCGCAGAAACAGCUGCGCAGAAACAGCUGCGCAGGAACAGCUGCGCAGGAACAGCUGCGCAGGAACAGCUGCGCAGGAACAGCUGCGCAGGAACAGCUGCGCAGGAACAGCUGCGCAGGAACAGCUGCGCAGGAACAGCUGCGCAGGAACAGCUGCGCAGGAACAGCUGCGCAGGUACAGCUGCGCAGGAACAGCUGCGCAGAAACAGCUGCGCAGGAACAGCUGCGCAGGAACAGCUGCGCAGGAACAGCUGCGCAGGAACAGCUGCGCAGGUACAGCUGCGCAGGAACAGCUGCGCAGGAACAGCUGCGCAGGAACAGCUGCGCAGGAACAGCUGCGCAGAAACAGCUGCGCAGGAACAGCUGCGCAGAAACAGCUGCGCAGGAACAGCUGCGCAGAAACAGCUGCGCAGGAACAGCAGCGCAGGAACAGCUGCGCAGGAACAGCUGCGCAGGAACAGCUGCGCAGAAACAGCUGCGCAGAAACAGCUGCGCAGGAACAGCUGCGCAGAAACAGCUGCGCAGAAACAGCUGCGCAGGAACAGCUGCGCAGGAACAGCUGCGCAGGAACAGCUGCGCAGGAACAGCUGCGCAGAAACAGCUGCGCAGGAACAGCUGCGCAGAAACAGCUGCGCAGAAACAGCUGCGCAGAAACAGCUGCACAGAAACAGCUUCGCAGAAACAGCUGCGCAGGAACAGCUGCGCAGAAACAGCUGCGCAGAAACAGCUGCGCAGGAACAGCUGCGCAGAAAAAGCUGCGCAGAAACAGCUGCGCAGAAACAGCUGCGCAGGAACAGCUGCGCAGAAACAGCUGCGCAGAAACAGCUGCGCAGGAACAGCUGCGCAGAAACAGCUGCGCAGAAACAGCUGCGCAGAAACAGCUGCGCAGAAACAGCUGCGCAGAAACAGCUGCGCAGAAACAGCUGCGCAGGAACAGCUGCGCAGAAACAGCUGCGCAGGAGCAGCUGCGCAGGAACAGCUGCGCAGGAACAGCUGCGUAGGAACAGCUGCGCAGGAACAGCUGCGCAGGAACAGGUGCGCAGGAACAGCUGCGCAGGAACAGGUGCGGAGGAACAGGUGCGCAGGAACAGCUGCGCAGGAACAGGUGCGCAGGAGCAGGUGCGCAGGAACAGCUGCGCAGGAACAGCUGCGCAGGAACAGCUGCGCAGGAACAGGUGCGCAGGAACAGGUGCGCAGGAACAGCUGCGCAGAAACAGCUGCGCAGAAACAGCUGCGCAGAAACAGCUGCGCAGGAACAGCUGCGCAGAAACAGCUGCGCAGAAACAGCUGCGCAGAAACAGCUGCGCAGAAACAGCUGCGCAGAAACAGCUGCGCAGAAACAGCUGCGCAGAAACAGCUGCGCAGAGACAGCUGCGCAGAGACAGCUGCACAGAGACAGCUGCGCAGAAACAGCUGCGCAGAUACAGCUGCGCAGAAACAGCUGCGCAGAAACAGCUGCGCAGAAACAGCUGCGCAGAAACAGCUGCGCAGAAACAGCUGCGCAGAAACAGCUGCGCAGAAACAGAUGCGCAGAAACAGCUGCGCAGAAACAGCUGCACAGAAACAGCUGCGCAGAAACAGCUGCGCAGAAACAGCUGCGCAGAAACAGCUGCGCAGAAACAGCUGCGCAGAAACAUCUGCGCAGAAACAGCUGCGCAGAAACAGAUGCGCAGAAACAGCUGCGCAGAAACAGCUGCGCAGAAACAGCGGCGCAGAAACAGCGGCGCAGAAACACUCUAUAGCCUCCGGUUACAGGAGCGUACCUCCAUGUUCAAUGAUUUUUGGGCAGUUGAACAUGUAAAGUUGAAUCCCGUACGCGCGUGGUGCGGGGGAACAGGUGCGCAGGAACAGCUGCGCAGGAACAGCUGCGCAGGAACAGCUGCGCAGGAACAGCUGCGCAGGAACAGGUGCGCAGGAGCAGGUGCGCAAAAACAGGUGCGCAAAAACAGGUGCGCAGGAAUAGGUGCGCAGGAACAGGUGCGCAGGAACAGCUGCGCAGGAACAGCUGCGCAGGAACAGCUGCGCAGGAACAGCUGCGCAGGAACAGGUGCGCAGGAACAGCUGCGCAGGAACAGCUGCGCAGGAACAGCUGCGCAGGAACAGCUGCGCAGGAACAGCUGCGCAGAAACAGCUGCGCAGAAACAGCAGCGCAGAAACAGCUGCGCAGAAACAGCCGCGCAGAAACAGCCUCGCAGAAACAGCCGCGCAGAAACAGCCGCGCAGCAACAGCCGCGCAGCAACAGCCGCGCAGGAACAGCCGCGCAGGAACAGCCGCGCAGGAACAGCCGCGCAGGAACAGCUGCGCAGGAACAGCUGCGCAGGAACAGCUGCGCAGAAACAGCUGCGCAGAAACAGCUGCGCAGGAACAGCUGCGCAGGAACAGCUGCGCAGGAUCAGCUGCGCAGAAACAGCUGCGCAGAAACAGCUGCGCAGGAACAGCUGCGCAGGAACAGCUGCGCAGAAACAGCUGCGCAGAAACAGCUGCGCAGAAACAGCUGCGCAGAAACAGCUGCGCAGGAACAGCUGCGCAGAAACAGCUGCGCAGAAACAGCUGCGCAGAAACAGCUGCGCAGGAACAGCUGCGCAGAAACAGCUGCGCAGAAACAGCUGCGCAGAAACAGCUGCGCAGAAACAGCUUCGCAGAAACAGCUGCGCAGAAACAGCUGCGCAGAAACAGCUGCGCAGAAACAGCUGCGCAGGAACAGCUGCGCAGAAACAGCUGCGCAGAAACAGCUGCGCAGAAACAGCUGCGCAGGAACAGCUGCGCAGAAACAGCUGCGCAGAAACAGCUGCGCAGGAACGGCUGCGCAGAAACAGCUGCGCAGAAACAGCUGCGCAGAAACAGCUUCGCAGAAACAGCUGCGCAGGAACAGCUGCGCAGAAACAGCUGCGCAGAAGCAGCUGCGCAGAAACAGCUGCGCAGAAACAGCUGCGCAGAAACAGCUGCGCAGAAACAGCUGCGCAGAAACAGCUGCGCAGGAACAGCUGCGCAGAAACAGCUGCGCAGGAGCUGCUGCGCAGGAACAGCUGUGCAGGAGCAGCUGCGCAGGAACAGCUGCGCAGGAACAGCUGCGCAGGAACAGCUGCGCAGGAACAGCUGCGCAGGAACAGCUGCGCAGGAACAGCUGCGCAGGAACAGGUGCGCAGGAACAGGUGCGCAGGAACAGCUGCGCAGGAACAGCUGCGCAGGAACAGGUGCGCACGAACAGCUGCGCAGGAACAGGUGCGCAGGAACAGGUGCGCAGGAACAGGUGCGCAGGAACAGCUGCGCAGGAACAGGUGCGCAGGAACAGCUGCGCAGGAACAGCUGCGCAGGGACAGCUGCGCAGGAACAGGUGCGCAGGAACAGGUGCGCAGGAACAGCUGCGCAGUAACAGCUGCGCAGAAACAGCUGCGCAGAAACAGCCGCGCAGAAACAGCUGCGCAGAAACAGCUGCGCAGAAACAGCUGCGCAGAAACAGCUGCGCAGAAACAGCUGCGCAGAAACAGCUGCGCAGAGACAGCUGCGCAGAGACAGCUGCGCAGAGACAGCUGCGCAGAGACAGCUGCGCAGAAACAGCUGCGCAGAAACAGCUGCGCAGAAACAGCUGCGCAGAAACAGCUGCGCAGAAACAGCUGCGCAGAAACAGCUGCGCAGAAACAGCUGCGCAGAAACAGCUGCGCAGAAACAGCGGCGCAGAAACACUCUAUAGCCUCCGGUUACAGGAGCGUACCUCCAUGUUCAAUGUUUUUUGGGCAGUUGAACAUCUGCGCGGAGACGGCUGCGCAGAAGCGGCUGCGCGGAAGCGGCUGCGCGGAAACGGCUGCGCGGAAACGGCUGCGCGGAAACGGCUGCGCGGAAACGGCUGCGCGGGAACGGCUGCGCGGGAACGGCUGCGCGGGAACAGGUGCGCGGGAACAGGUGCGCGGGAACAGGUGCGCGGGAACAGCUGCGCAGGAACAGCUGCGCAGGAACAGGUGCGCAGGAACAGGUGCGCAGGAACAGGUGCGCAGGUACAGGUGCGCAGGAACAGGUUCGCAGGAACAGGUGCGCAGGAACAGCUGCGCAGGAACAGCUGCGCAGGAACAGGUGCGCAGGAACAGCUGCGCAGGAACAGCUGCGCAGGAACAGCUGCGCAGGAACAGCUGCGCAGGAACAGCUGCGCAGAAACAGCUGCGCAGAAACAGCUGCGCAGAAACAGCCGCGCAGAAACAGCCUCGCAGAAACAGCCUCGCAGAAACAGCCGCGCAGAAUCAGCCGCGCAGAAACAGCCGCGCAGGAACAGCCGCGCAGGAACAGCCGCGCAGGAACAGCUGCACAGGAACAGCUGCGCAGGAACAGCUGCGCAGGAACAGCUGCGCAGGAACAGCUGCGCAGGAACAGCUGCGCAGGAACAGCUGCGCAGAAACAGCGGCGCAGAAACAGCGGCGCAGAAACACUCUAUAGCCUCCGGUUACAGGAGCGUACCUCCAUGUUCAAUGUUUUUUGGGCAGUUGAACAUGUAA